AAUAGAUAUGGCUAAAGGCAAAGAAAAGAAACAUCAGAAGCAAAAGUCUCAAGAUAAGGAUGUUGGAAAGAAAAACAAGAGGAAACAUCAGGAGAAGAAAAAUAAGCAAAGAUUUGAUAAACAAGAAGACGUAAAGCCAGAAAAGAGCCAAGGUACAGGACUAUUCACUGUAUCUGGAUGACUCUUGUUUGUUCUCUGGACUUCACCUAUUAUCAACGCCUACUUAAUUUAUGAAUAUGGGAACAUAUUAAUCAAUGCUCUAAUCUGGACUACUAUGUAUACCUUGUACUGAGUCAUAUCUUUGAUUAGCCAUGCUGCAUUCCCGAGUGCGAUGAAUGAUAGAGUAAACAUCAUCGUUGCUAUUUUAAUCAUAUUCUGCAACUACCUAUAUCUGUACCCAGGAUAUCAGAUCAUUACAAGACAAGUUGAGCAAGAGUCUCAUAAAGAAAGAUUAGCAGCAAGCUUAAUCAUGUUUGUUUUUGGUAUUUUCUUGACCUUAACUUCAAAUUGCCAGAAAUAUUUCACUCUUCAAGCUAUAAAGGCCCAGAAUCCACAUAAGAAAUUCUUGAUUAAGGAAGGAAUGUUCAAGUGGACCAGAAACCCUAAUUAUUUAGGAGAAAUCUUGACUUUCUUCUCCUUCUGUAAUCUCUACUCCAACUGGGAUUCAUGGAUUCUGUACAGCAUUCUUUUGUUCAGCUCAAUGUAUCCAAUGAUGCUUAAGAAAGAUGAAUCAUUGAAGACCAAAGAAGGAGCAGAGGAGUAUCUCAAAAGUAGUGGAUUCUUACUUCCUAAAUUCACAACUUGCUGGCUUGUUCUCUUUAUGACCUAUAUCAAUAUAAUUAUGUUCUUAUUGUGCUUGAACCUGUCAGGAGGAGUAGAGAAAAUGGCAAAGAAUGCUAUUUAUAUGAUAAAAACAUGUGGAAUUAUGUAAAACAUAUUUACGUCACUAUCUCUUUGUCUACUGAAUAAGUAAUGAAAUUUUAGGCAGGAAGAAGCUAAAGGAUCUCACUUUUGAUAAAAUUC
Moneuplotes crassus is the source of this 1023-nucleotide messenger RNA. The record is from the annotation of a GenBank genome assembly. NCBI's taxonomy places the organism in Eukaryota, Ciliophora, Spirotrichea, Euplotida, Euplotidae.